Molecule: messenger RNA, 1483 nt
Organism: Annulohypoxylon maeteangense
Lineage: Eukaryota; Fungi; Ascomycota; Sordariomycetes; Xylariales; Hypoxylaceae
Exons: 2
Coding region: 219-1229 (336 amino acids)
Source: RefSeq, a predicted model, not a curated record
AUCUCUCUUCUCUCCUUUCAUAUCCAUCUCCCUUCGUACAGUCAUGACGCUUCAUUCUUCGAGAGAGUGUGGCGACCCCUGUGUGAUAAACUAAAUCGCCAUAUUUCAACGCUUAGUCACACCGCCCCUUAGGGGCUAAUCUCGCUAAACCUCCCUUAAAGACUUCAACCUCCCCGGAUCAUCGCCAAAGACACAAACUCAUCCGUCAGUCUUACACGAUGUCGCAAGUAUCUACCGAUUCGACUCUUGUCGCAGAUGUCGAGGAGUCGAUUGAAGUUGUUGCGGUAGCUGUUGGGAAGGUGGCCCGUGAGGAGAAUGAUUCCCACAGUGUCACAAUCGUGAUUUCUGACCUUCCUAAGAAGCGAUUGCGGGAUGAGUGCAAGUAUCGCGGAUGGUCGAAAUUGAAAGGCUCGCCUCCAAUACACGUCACAACAGCCGAGACCUUGCAAGAGACCAUAGACAGUAUCAAGCCCACUUCAAAGCGCACUGUCCUAAACUUGCUUAGCAGCAGCGAGGUUGAAGAGAUAUCCUUCAACGUUCCAUCGCACUUUGACAAGCUCAAGGUCCUUCGGUGCGCAUCCAAGCGCGACAAAGGGAAAUUGCUGAUCGAUGGCUCUUCCACAUAUCACCACAUCCGCCUGGAUAAAUGGGAAGCGCACCGCCACAAGUACCAUACCCUCAUCUUGGGCUACCAGAGAGGAGUUCGCAUCAAGUUAGCCAGCAUUGCUCCCAACACCCCAUGGUCGCGGAUCGUACGAAAUCACGACGACUAUUCUUCAACUGAAGUAGAUGAGAUACUUCAACUCUUUGAAAAGUUGGCAGGUACCAACGGCCAAUGGGCUGAAAUCAAAGGCACAGUGGCGGCGAUACUAAGCCUCGUCAUUGGAACGUAUAAGUCUGUGAUGGGAAUGAAGGCAGGUGAAGGUGGAAUUGACGUGAGGUACGCGUUCGGCAUUACAGCAGCUGAGCUUGGCGUGGUCAGCACUAAACUGGCGCCUAUCGCUACUGCAGCCGGCCCCGCUGUUGCCCUAGGGGUUGUGGCGGCUGCAGCAGUCUAUUUUAUCCCCUGGGAUAUGCUUUUCGACUACCUAAAGUCCGGCCUGUCUUGGAUCUGGGAUAAGAUCUGCAAACUCUGGGAGAAAUUCAAGUGCUGGGUCCAGAGCCUUUUCACUGGCGCAUCGGAGACCCCUCAAGAUUCGAUGCCCAGGGCCAUGACUUUCUCACGAUGAUGUUGUAUAUAUGACUCUAUACCUGAUGCCCGAAUGAGGUGUCGCUGAUUUUGAACAUUACGAAGAUUGGAAGGCGUUAACUAAGGGAAAUGGUUGGGACCGGUUUAUAUCUAUCAAGCUUGAUAUUUCAUGCUUUCAAAUACCUACAUACAUACAUGGUUUUUCUUUUAUAUAAUUAAAUAGAAAGCCAAAGAAGAUACCAACAGGAUUUAUUUCAAUACAAUUCGAGAGAACAUAAAUUGUUUUUCUUAUCA